Molecule: messenger RNA, 2163 nt
Organism: Pristis pectinata (smalltooth sawfish)
Lineage: Eukaryota; Metazoa; Chordata; Chondrichthyes; Rhinopristiformes; Pristidae
Gene: lta4h
Product: leukotriene A4 hydrolase
Exons: 19
Coding region: 68-1960 (630 amino acids)
Biological process (GO): proteolysis; peptide catabolic process; leukotriene biosynthetic process
Cellular component (GO): cytosol; nucleus
Molecular function (GO): leukotriene-A4 hydrolase activity; aminopeptidase activity; epoxide hydrolase activity
Source: RefSeq, a predicted model, not a curated record
GGGCGCGGGGAGCCGGCGGCGCGCGUGCGCAGUGGGAGGCGGCGGGGCAGAGCAGCGCAGCAGCGGGAUGGAGCAGCAGCAGCAGCGUCGGCGGCGGGAUGGUGGCGGCGGGACGGAGGAGCAGCAGCAGCGGCGGCGGUGGGACGGCUGCUCCUUCACGGAGGCGCAGGACUGGACCACUCGCCACCUGGCGCUGACGCUCCACGUGGAUUUCCCGGCCCGCCGUUUGCGGGCCCGCGUCGCGCUGACGGUCGAGGCGCUGCGGGACGGGCUGUCCUCCCUAACCUUGGAUACGAGAGACCUUAAAAUAACCAAGGCUACUAGCAAUGGACUUGAAGCAAAAUUUUCACUUGGAGACAAGCACAGCUUUAAAGGAACGCCCUUGACAAUUUCCCUUCCAUUUGAAUUGCUACGAGGCCAGCAGGCGGUUGUGGAGGUUUCAUAUGAGACCUCACCGGAAGCUUCCGCUCUGCAGUGGCUCACUGCCGAGCAAACUGCUGGGAAGAAGCACCCGUACCUGUUCAGCCAAUGUCAGGCAAUACAUUGCAGAAGUAUGGUGCCUUGCCAGGACACACCAUCUGUGAAAAGUACUUACUCUGCACGGGUAUCUGUUCCAAAAGAGUUGGUUGCUCUUAUGAGUGCUAACAGAGAUGGAGAAUUGCCUGAUAACCUUGAUGAGAGCAGGAAGAUUUAUUGUUUUCGGCAAACAGUUCCAAUACCAAGCUACUUAAUUGCCCUGGUGGUUGGAUGUUUGGAAAGCAGAGUGAUUGGUCCAAGGUCUCGUGUUUGGUCAGAGAAAGAGAUGGUGGAUGCUGCUGCAUAUGAAUUUGAAGAGACUGAAACCAUGUUGAAAACAGCUGAAAAUCUUGUAGGCGCAUAUGUGUGGGGACAGUAUGAUCUGCUCGUCCUUCCUCCAUCGUUUCCAUACGGUGGGAUGGAGAACCCAUGCCUCACCUUUGUAACACCAACUUUGCUGGCUGGUGAUAGAAGUCUUUCUAAUGUAAUUGCACAUGAAAUCUCUCACAGUUGGACAGGAAAUCUGGUCACUAACAAAACCUGGGAGCAUUUCUGGUUAAAUGAAGGCCAUACAGUGUACCUGGAACGCAUGAUAGCUCAUUGCAUGUGUGAUGAGAAAUUGAGGCAAUUCGUAGCCAUUGGAGGCUGGAAGGAUCUAUUGGAAGCAAUCAAGACUUUUGGUCCUACUAAUCCUUUGACCAGUCUAGUUCCUGACCUUCGUGACACUGACCCUGAUGAUGCAUUUUCAUCGGUUCCUUAUGAAAAGGGAUUUGCUUUGCUUUAUCAUUUGGAGGAGCUGCUUGGCGGGCCAGAAAUCUUCAUGGGGUUCCUCAAGUUCUAUAUUCAGACUUUCGCCUACAGCGCCUUAACAACAGAAGAGUGGAAGAAAUGCCUGUAUUCAUAUUUUUCUGAUAAGACUGAAGUUUUGAAUCAAGUUGACUGGAAUGCUUGGUUCCAUUCUCCUGGGAUACCACCAUUCACACCACAUUACGACACUGCUUUGGCUGAUGCUUGUGUAUGUCUUUGUAAACGGUGGACCGCAGCAUCUGAUUCUGAGCUGAGCUGUUUUAGUGAAGUGGAUCUGAAGCAGAUGUCAUCACAGCAAAAAAUUGAGUUUCUUUCUCUUUUGCUGUUGGAGCCUCCACUGCGACUCAACAGCGUGAAGAGAAUGCAAGAAGUUUACAAAUUUAAUGACAUCAGAAAUGCAGAGAUAAAAUUCAGAUGGCUGCGAUUAUGCCUCCGGAGUCAGUGGGAGAAAGCCAUUCCUCUUGCUUUGGAAAUGGUUACUGUGCAAGGCAGAAUGAAGUUCACUCGUCCUCUUUACAGGGAUUUGUACAACUUUGAAAAGGCUCGUCAGCAAGCAAUUGAUACCUUUAUGAAAAACAAACCCAGCAUGCAUCCGAUCACAGCUGCUCUCGUGGCCAAGGACCUCCACCUUGCCUGAUAAUUGACCUUCACUGCAUUUGUAACUCUUCGGAUUAAAAUGCAAAAUGAGGCAUCUCGAUUAUAUUGAUACUAAUCCAAAAAUUACGAUCAAAUUACUUGUCCGUUCCAAUAAGUUUUCAACUGGUUUAAAGUGGAAUAGAACUCUUGAAUUGUACUGUUUUCUGGAAUAAAUAAGUUUGAAAUAAAAUUCUUUUAAUUGCU